AUGAACAAACAAAAAAUAGCAAGACCUGCUCAAAAACUAAAUGAAAUUAAAAUCCAGGGAACACUAACCUCCCGUAUCGAAACCCGAAACAAAGAUAAAGAAACUUAUUAUUACGGCUUUUUCCAAAUAGCCAACCAAAACCAAGAAAUCCCCAUAGUCUUUAAAACCAAACCGGAAAUCCCCAAAGGUUCCCAGCUGGAAGAAUUAAAAGAGUUAGAAAAGUUCAGCCAAUUAGGAGAACAGUAUUUAAAAGCUCACUUGCUCACUAAAUCAGCCCGCCCGAAUGGCUUCCGAGUUAGAGAUAACCAAAAGGCAAAUGUUAGCUAUGGGUUGAAAGGAGGCCAGCAACUAAUGGGCACUGACCUUUUAAAGUUUGCUGGCACUUUCGAACGAGCUAAAUAUUUAAAAGACUUCUCUUGCUCCAAUUGCCAGCAAGCCAUCAGCGAGCAAGAUAUUGAAGCCAAAAACUACCAACUAGGAGUUUCUGACUAUGCCAACGAAAUCAACAAAGAAUUCACAACUGGUCGGUUAAAUAUCCCUCUUUACUCGCUGACUUUUUGGUUAAAGAGUGUAGAACACCAAGAGUGUCCAGAACAGGAGGUCUCCCGUGCCUAG
Molecule: messenger RNA, 615 nt
Organism: Entrophospora sp. SA101
Lineage: Eukaryota; Fungi; Glomeromycota; Glomeromycetes; Entrophosporales; Entrophosporaceae
Source: the annotation of a GenBank genome assembly